Messenger RNA from Entrophospora sp. SA101, 612 nucleotides. NCBI's taxonomy places the organism in Eukaryota, Fungi, Glomeromycota, Glomeromycetes, Entrophosporales, Entrophosporaceae. The record is from the annotation of a GenBank genome assembly.
AUGGGAGCAUUUGGUUUAGUUUGUUCUGCAAAAGACCAACUUAAAACAACCAAUGUUGCCAUCAAAAAAAUUCUAAAACCUUUUAGUACACCUGUUCUUGCAAAAAGAACCUUUCGAGAAUUUAAAUUACUCAAGCAAUUGAAACAUGAAAAUAUUAUUAGUUUAAAUGAUGUUUUUAUUUCGCCAUUAGAGGACAUUUAUUUUGUUACAGAAUUAUUAGAAACAGAUUUACAUCAAUUGUUAACUUCAUAUCCAUUGGAAAAACAAUUCAUUCAAUACUUUUUAUAUCAAAUAUUGCGUGGCUUAAAGUAUGUUCAUUCAGCUGUAGACGUAACAAUUACAACUAUAGUAAUCAAAAUGAUGAGCAUUUCCAGCAUUUUAAACAAUGUAUCUUCUGAUAGAAAUGACAACGAAAGUAGUAAUGGUAAACUUGGUAAUGAUGAUAUCUGUAGUAGUGCUAGUAUCAUUGAUAAUAGUCUUACCAAUAGUUUUAAUAUAGAUGAAUUAGUAUUUUCAGAUGAUGAUCCAGAAUAUUUGAUGGAGAUUGAUACACUAAUCAAACGUAAAGAUGGAAAAAUCCCAUUCCUUGACAUGACUUUCAAUUUUCCAUGA